Polistes dominula (European paper wasp) is the source of this 2195-nucleotide messenger RNA. Its product is annotated as 26S rRNA (cytosine-C(5))-methyltransferase nsun-1. Gene Ontology annotation, molecular function: rRNA (cytosine-C5-)-methyltransferase activity; RNA binding. Gene Ontology annotation, cellular component: nucleolus. Gene Ontology annotation, biological process: rRNA base methylation; maturation of LSU-rRNA. The record is from RefSeq and is a predicted model, not a curated record. Lineage: Eukaryota; Metazoa; Arthropoda; Insecta; Hymenoptera; Vespidae.
CAUAAUUUAAAUAAAUCAAAAAAUUCGAAUUUAAAUAAAACAAAAAAUUGGAUAUAUCACUGCACCACCUAACGUGAAAUAUUGAAUUAAAAUUAUAGGCACAUUUUCUUAACCUCGAAGGUUUAAGAAAGAGUCAAUAUAUAUAUAUGUCAGGUUAUGUUUCUUCCAUUCACGUGUUCGGCUUUGAUAAAUAUUAAUAUCAAAGCAAGAUAGUGUUAAAUUAUUUUAUAACAUACAAUAUUGAAUUUAUUGUAUUUACCGUUUAAAAAUUCAUCGUUUUUAAUGAAAUGGGACGAAAGGCGAAAUUCGAUAAAACUGAUGUACCUAAUAGCAAAGUUAAAGGUAAAGGUAAAAAAGCAAAAAAGCAAGGAGAUCCAAUAUUUGAAAAAUUAGCAGUAAAAAAUGAAAGUGCAUUGAGUCAUCGUCAAAAACAAAGAGCUAAGAAAAGAUUAUUGAAGAAACAGAAAUUAAAAGAAAAUGUAAAAAAUAUACAAAAACUCAAAGACACAGGGAACAUUAAAAAAUUAAAUAAAAAUAAAAAAUUAAAAAAUGCAAAGAAAUUGUUGAAUAAUGAUACAGAAGAAGAAGAAGAAACCAAUGAUAUGGAAGUUAGCGAGGAAAAUGAAGACGAUAUCAAAAAUAAUGAUCAAAAGAAAAAAUUGAAUAAUAAUAAUAAGGCAAUACAAAAGAAGAAAUUAAAGAACGCGAAGAAUUUGUUGGACAAUGAUACAGAUGAAGAAACUGAUGAUACAGAAUCUAGCGAGGAAGAUGAAGAAAAUGAAAGUAUGAAUGAUGAUGAUGAAGAAGAUGAUUUAUUGCCAAUAGAAAAGGCAAAUAAAAAGUUAAAGAAGAAAAAAGAAAUGGAAGAGCAACUUGCGGAAGCAGAAAUGAAAGAAAUGAGUAAUCAACAUAGUGUUUUUUCAUUUCCUACGGAAGAAGAAAUUGCUGAUGUUACAGAUUUGAAAGAAAUACAACAACGUAUACGAGAUGUUAUGAUGGUAUUAUCAGAUUUUAAAAAUUUACGAGAAGAAAAUAGAUCACGUUCAGAGUAUUUAAAAUUGUUUCAACAUGAUUUAUGUACAUAUUAUAGUUAUAAUAAUUUUCUUAUGGAAAAAUUAAUGCAAAUGUUCCCAUUGGAUGAGUUACUUGAAUUCUUAGAAGCGAGUGAAGUACAAAGGCCUAUGACUAUUCGUACAAACACAUUAAAAACUCGACGUCGUGAUUUGGCAGAAGCGUUGAUCAACCGAGGUGUUAAUUUAGAUCCUCUAGGAAAAUGGACAAAAGUUGGAUUAGUAGUAUUUUCAUCGCAAGUACCAAUGGGUGCAACUCCAGAAUAUCUAGCAGGACAUUAUAUUAUUCAAGGAGCAUCAAGUUUUCUCCCAGUUAUGGCAUUAGAUCCUAAAGAAAAUGAAAGAAUUCUGGAUAUGUGUGCAGCACCAGGAGGAAAAUCUUCUCAUAUUGCUGCAAUCAUGAAAAAUACAGGGGUUCUAUUUUCUAACGAUGUCAAUCAACAAAGGAUAAAAGCUGUUGUUGGUAAUUUUCAUCGGCUUGGAAUUGUCAAUUCAGUUAUUUGCAGUUACGAUGGAAGAAAAUUACCUUCUAUUAUGAAAGGAUUUGAUAGAGUGUUAUUGGAUGCACCUUGUACUGGUACUGGUGUUGUUGCUAAGGAUCCUAGUGUAAAAACCAAUAAAGAUGAAGUGGAUGUACAACGUUGUUGUACUUUACAACGAGACUUAUUACUAGCAGCUAUAGAUUGUGUUAAUGCUAGGUCUGAGACAGGUGGUGUUAUAGUUUAUUCAACAUGUUCAGUUCUUCCGGAAGAAAAUGAAUGGAUUAUUGAUUAUGCAUUGAAAAAACGCGACGUCAAAUUAGUGCCUACUGGUCUAGAUUUUGGUGCUGAUGGUUUUACAAAUUAUAGACAACAUAGGUUUCAUCCUUCUCUUAAAUUGACCAAACGUUUUUAUCCACAUGCUCACAAUAUGGAUGGAUUUUUUGUAGCAAAACUUAAAAAAUUCUCUAAUAUUAUUCCAAAACAAGAAGAAAAAACUGUUGAAACGUCGGAAUAAAAAAAUUAGAUAAACACAAUUUAACAUUAUUACCAAUGAAAAGGUGUUAUUACAUAAUUACUCUACAAUAUGAUAUAAAUUUAAAUUAAUUUACAUUACAAAAUGUAGAUAAUUUUAUAAUCUUUUAUG